Molecule: messenger RNA, 1029 nt
Organism: Fusarium oxysporum Fo47
Lineage: Eukaryota; Fungi; Ascomycota; Sordariomycetes; Hypocreales; Nectriaceae
Product: synaptobrevin-domain-containing protein
Exons: 2
Coding region: 160-873 (237 amino acids)
Biological process (GO): vesicle-mediated transport
Cellular component (GO): membrane
Source: RefSeq, a predicted model, not a curated record
CUUGUUACUUGACUCUAACUUGACUUGACUUGGGUUAAUUAUCUUGGUUACCUUGCUUCCAUUUCUUUCUUCAGCCUCGUCUUGUGGUUUCAUUUUGAAUCGCCUUCAUCUUCAACACCACUCAAUCACUUCAUCAACGCAGACGCAGACUCGCCCAUCAUGGCGUCGUCAUCGACUCCUGCAACUCCCCUACUCUACUCCUGUAUCGCGCACAAUACCACGAUCCUCUCAGAAUGCACAACAUCGGCCUCCUCCCAAACCUCAUCCCUCGCCUCCCUCAUCCUCCCCAAGAUCGAACACACAAACCCUCAAAAGCUCACCUACACCCACGGCCAACACCAAAUCCACUAUGUCUCCGAAUCUCCAUCUGAACAUCGCGAUUACCCUUCCGCAGGCGGUCUAACAUUCCUCGUCAUCGCCGACUCAUCUCUCGGCCGUCGCGUACCAUUCGGUUAUCUCUUCGAAAUCCGCAAGCGCUUCCUGCAGCAAUUUCCUGAGAGCACUGACUUCUCCGACAUGCCCAACUACGGCGCAGCAUCGUUCAACUCGGAACUGAAGUCUCUUAUGAUCGAAUACGGUACUACAAGCGGAGGUCGCGACGACGCUAUCGGAAACGCCAAGCGCGAGAUCGACGAUGUUAGGGGGAUUAUGACCAAGAACAUUGAGAGUCUUCUUGAGCGCGGCGAAAGGCUGGACUUGCUGGUUGACAAGACGGACCGUCUCGGUGGUAGCGCACGAGAGUUCCGCGUGCGCAGUCGUGGCCUCAAGCGCAAGAUGUGGUGGAAGAACGUCAAACUCAUGGCACUCUUGGCACUCGUAGUAUUCCUCAUCAUCAUGGCUAUUGUGAUCGCUGUCAAGAAUGGGUCUGGUUAAGGUAGGGUUUGUGAGCGUGGAGCCAUUCCUUUUAAUUAUUUCCUUCUCGUUUGAAACUGUGUAUUUCCUAGGCGAACAGAUGGGACGGACAACCCGGGCAAAAGGGUAUAAUUAUGCAACAAAGUCCUCUUUUCAAUCAAACUGAUACCCCCAUAU